AUGUGGAAGACGUUUUACGAGACAUGGCAAGUCAAGGUGUUGCUACCGAGACAGGAUGGCAGGAUGUUCGUUGACUACGUCCUCAACGCACUGUACGGGUCGUGCGGUAUCGACAUGUAUUUCUCGCGCUUGCGUGAGCUGAGUGCAAACGAGCUGGCGAUUCCAGACGGGCUGUACAUCUCGCUAAUUGAUCUCGGCACCACGAUUGUUUUGAUUGAGCGCACGCUGCAGAUUGCGUACAACAUGGAGUGCGACGGCUACCAUCUCUCAUCGAAGCAGUCGCACGCUUUGAUGAUGCGUUGGCACUCGGACGGCGAGAUUUCGGAGUUUGUGCGGACGUUUGUGCUGUUACACCAGGGCGUGCCGCCCCAGACUCCGCGCGUUGAGGUGGAAAUGUAUGAAGAUUUUUUAGCGGAGCUACACAGCUCCUUAAGUCAGAGGAAGACUUAA
Molecule: messenger RNA, 450 nt
Organism: Peronospora matthiolae
Lineage: Eukaryota; Oomycota; Peronosporomycetes; Peronosporales; Peronosporaceae
Source: the annotation of a GenBank genome assembly